GUUUCCUCCUCCCGCAGCAAGAGCCGUGCCGCUCACUUCAAGGCCGGCUCUGGCCAGCGCCGUGUCAUCAUGAGCGCCCCCCUUAGCAAGGAGCUGCGCGAGAAGUACAACGUCCGCAGCAUCCCCAUCCGCAAGGACGACGAGGUCACCAUUGUCCGUGGCUCCAACAAGGGCCGUGAGGGCAAGGUCACCUCCGUCUACCGUCUCAAGUACGUGAUCCACGUCGAGCGUGUCACCCGCGACAAGGCCAGCGGCCAGAGCGUCCCUCUGGGCAUCCACCCCUCCAACGUCGUCAUUACCAAGCUCAAGCUUGACAAGGACCGUGAGAGCAUCCUGGCCCGCUCCAAGGUUGGCCGUGAGCUCCGUGUCCCCAACAAGGUCUCUGCUUAA
This is a messenger RNA of Trichoderma virens Gv29-8, 390 nucleotides long. RefSeq lists its product as uncharacterized. Gene Ontology annotation, biological process: ribosomal large subunit biogenesis; cytoplasmic translation. Gene Ontology annotation, molecular function: RNA binding; structural constituent of ribosome. Gene Ontology annotation, cellular component: cytosolic large ribosomal subunit; ribosome. The annotation marks the transcript as partial. NCBI's taxonomy places the organism in Eukaryota, Fungi, Ascomycota, Sordariomycetes, Hypocreales, Hypocreaceae. The transcript has 2 exons. The record is from RefSeq and is a predicted model, not a curated record.